Molecule: messenger RNA, 1008 nt
Organism: Trichophyton verrucosum HKI 0517
Lineage: Eukaryota; Fungi; Ascomycota; Eurotiomycetes; Onygenales; Arthrodermataceae
Exons: 5
Coding region: 1-1008 (335 amino acids)
Biological process (GO): mycotoxin biosynthetic process
Source: RefSeq, a predicted model, not a curated record
AUGUCUCAAUAUCACUCAGUUGCUAAUGAGGAGCCAGUGGAUGGCAUACCACAUGUAAUGGAGACUUCUAGGGCGGCAUCCCCGUCCUUGAGCUCCAACCUAGAAGACACGGUUGUUGGGUCCGACCAGUGCAGCUCGUCAGGAAGUGAUUCCUUAACGGGUAUCAACACCCCUUCAAAUGACGAAAGUACCGGUAUGGCCUCGCGAAGUGCAUCUCCGGCUAGCCCUCGUGCCCAUACAGUAUCUGCUUCAUCUAGAGAAGGCGCUACUUUUGCACAUUCGAUCGAUGCCGCAGAGAGAGCUCAAAGUGAAGCGAGGCCGGAGGGCAUCCAUCGCCUUACAAAAGAAAGCUCCGGGAUAUUCUUCACGCGGUUUCUAUUCCUGUUGGGGCUCACAUUCUUGGCUGGAAUGAUUGUCGGAUCAUGGCCGCACCAUGAGUGCAAGAGUCGAUACCCCGACAUUGUCUACUCGCCUGCUCGGGCUAUGCAGGAGUAUCGGGCAGUCCGUUUCGAUGGAGACAUCCAGACGAUAAACCCGUACAAAGGGCCCCCAAGCAAGGCGUUAGAUGAGGCCUGGAAAGCUCUCUAUGAUGUCGGCCCGCUUCUGGUCGAUAAGAAAGAGCUUGAAGCUAUCGGGAAGGAGAGUAUGGAGUUGCCAUCACGCCCCGGCAAGCACUUGGCUAAAUUGGCGGUAUUUCAUCAGCUCCACUGCUUGGACUAUGUGCGCCGGUAUGUGCAUCGGGAGCAUUACCGCAUCGACGAUAGCCAUGCAACUGUCUCGGGAAUCGAUCAUGCUGGCUCUGUCAUGUUCAGCGGACCCCACGCUCAUCACCUUCAGUCAGAAGAGUCUUUUGCCGAGGUAGAGGCUGACUUUAGUGCAACUCAUGCUUGCACUAACUUCGAGAAGGUGCAUGGCUGGGCCAAGGACCAGGCUAUCAACAUGACAGAGGAGAUCAUCCGGAGCCCACGGCCGUUCAGGGACGCUGUGGUAGCAUCUCUCAACGACUGA